This is a messenger RNA of Daphnia pulex (common water flea), 564 nucleotides long. RefSeq names its product succinate dehydrogenase assembly factor 4, mitochondrial-like. The transcript is spliced from 3 exons. NCBI's taxonomy places the organism in Eukaryota, Metazoa, Arthropoda, Branchiopoda, Diplostraca, Daphniidae. Bases 168 to 500 code for a protein of 110 amino acids. Gene Ontology annotation, cellular component: mitochondrion. The record is from RefSeq and is a predicted model, not a curated record. Gene Ontology annotation, biological process: mitochondrial respiratory chain complex II assembly.
ACUGUCGUCUGCUUCGGUUGUCAUAACACAUUACAAUUUUGCAUAUGCUAGUUAAUGCAAAUGCAGAAUUCUUAGAAUUCGAGUAAAAAAACAUUAGUUUCAAUUUUCAAAUCUUAUAUUAGUGUGUUAUUGAUUACAACACCUCAAGGUCAAGAACCAGAUUAAACAUGAACCUCACACAAAUAGCAUCUUUGAGAAUGGCUACACUAAAAUCUUUAUUACGAAAGACUGUAACCCCCAUUCGUGUUUCUUACUUUUCAUCAUCAGUGAAUGAACCAGAGAACUGUGCAACUAAAGCUGCUAAACUAAAGAGAGUCAAAACACCCAUUGGCAAACUUGAUGAGCUGGAAGAAGGUCAACAUCCUUACCAAGAAAAAGAACCUUUGAAACCAUGGCCAAAUAACACACAUCCAACAACAGGUGAAGUUGGAGGACCCAAGGGUCCAGAACCAACAAGAUAUGGAGACUGGGAAAGGAAAGGUAGAGUUAGUGAUUUUUAAGAUAAAAUCUUUGUCAAACACAGUUUAAUGCUGAAAACACAUAAUACAAAAACUUGAGAUUAUA